Messenger RNA from Mangifera indica (mango), 4698 nucleotides. RefSeq names its product plant UBX domain-containing protein 2-like. The transcript is spliced from 2 exons. NCBI's taxonomy places the organism in Eukaryota, Viridiplantae, Streptophyta, Magnoliopsida, Sapindales, Anacardiaceae. The coding region runs from base 2075 to 2392 and encodes 105 amino acids. Gene Ontology annotation, biological process: defense response to fungus. The record is from RefSeq and is a predicted model, not a curated record.
UCUCUGCUUAGUAUAGAGAGCUGUUGUUGUUAGGAAACAAAUCAAGCAAAAAAAAAAAAAAAAAUUGGAAAUCAAAAUAAUGCACACAGAAAAUGACUGAUUUAUGUGGUUCAAUAAACAAUGCAUAUGUUCACACUGAUAUAGGUUUCUUAUUAAUUUUUAGGGUUAUAAGAUACAAGAGAUAUACAUAUUUAUAUAUGUAGUUCUAAAUAAACUCUCAUUAAACUUAGGUCCGAGGGGCUCACCCCCUUGACCCUUGGCUGCGAGGGCUACACUCCCACUUAUGUCUUUUAGGCAUGAUCAAACAACAUAGUCAAAAAAUUGUUGGAGUAUAGUGGGUAUUACUGCUAUGGUUUCUUGGUGUGCCGAGUUAGAUAUUUUCAAUUGAAUAUUUGAUGCCAAGAUCAGCUGAAAAUUCUGGGUGGUACUCUGGUUUUUGAUGUUAAGGUAUCUUGUUAUUGUUAUAAAUUCAUGCUAGUAAGAUUUCUUUUGCAUCCUCUUUAUGCUUUUUUUUUUCUAAACUUCUGAAUGGAUUGUUAGAUUACUUCAUUGUUGCUGCUUUGUCGAUGCAACAUUUAAAAGAGUCUCAACAUAUGAGAAUCUUCAUUUUUCCUUGUCUGCUAAGUUGUAUGAACAUUUGUCACGCCUGCCACUUCAAUUUCGUAAGUUUCUCGAUGACUCUCUGAGUUUCGUCUAGGUCUAGGAUAGUUAAAUACCACAAGGAAGAAGAAUAUUAUUAGCUCUUAGCUGAUUGUGGCAGAUACUUUGAUGGUAUGUUGGACAUUGGUUAAAUAUAAUCAAGGUGGUUCACUAGCAUUGUUUUCAGUCUGCUUAUGAUCUUAACUCUUAAGCAAAGCAGGGUCUGUGCCAAAAAUAAAUAUUGAAUGGAUUACUUCUAUUCAGGUUAUUAAAAAGGUCUGGAGUCGCCCCAUCAUUAUCAUGUUUAUUGUGAACUUACAGAUGAAGUAUUGGAGUAGUUCAUUCUGGCAACUUGGCUUCACAUCGUCUGUUGCAGUCAUUUUCUCGUUGAAGCCAGACCCCAUUUUUUUUUUUUCCAUGAAUCUUGUUGUGUAAAUUAUAAUUUGAACCAAUUUAUAGUUGAAAGUUUUCAUAGGUAAGUUAUUAACGACUUAAUGAAAGCCUAUAUUUUAAAUUACAUUCUUAAUGCGCAUAUUAUGUACUGCUUUGCUAUGAAAAUUUCUGAAGAUCCUGCAAUUACAAGGAAUAUGCACACUACGGAGUAUAUGAACCGGAUUGAGCCUAAACAUCUUCUGAUUCGAGUUCUGUUUGAAUAAAAAAUGGUUUGACUUGAUUAUGUUCGAGUUUGGUUUAUGACUUGAUUUGAAUUCAUGAUUUGAGUUCAUGGUUUAUUGAUAAAAUUAUUUUAAUCAAAUAAUUGACAAAAACGGUGAUGUUUUUAUACAUAAGUUGUGAACUCAAACCAUAAAUCAAAAUUACGAAUUUGAAUCACUAAUUUUAGUCAUAAAUUUGAGUGGAGUCAUGUUAAAAAUUGAAGUUUAGUUUGAUUUAAAAAAUAAAUCAAAUCUUUUAAUUUGAAGCCGUUCAAAUUUGAACUUAAUGAAUGUGACUCAAACUAAGUUGAGUCAUGGGUCAGUUUGGUUUAGAGCCACAAAGCCAAAACCUCUGCCAAACCCUUCUUCUCCUGUUUCUCAGAAAUCGCUCAUUUCUGAAGAGAGUGGUAGGUCUGGCUUUGUGACCCUCUAAUGGGUUUGACCCGUAUGGUUCGUUGAUCACUUCAGGGAAGCGAUCACAACAUGGGUAUUCUUUAAAUUUGUUUGAAUGUCCGAUUUGUGGGCAGGCUUUUAGGACUGAAGAAGAGGUUUCUUUACAUGUUGAGAGUUGUGUGAAUAAUAGUAAUAAUAGCAGUUCAACUGAUGAUAGAAAUAAUAAUGGUCAUACUGAUGGUGUUUUGGGUGAGUCUAGGAGUUAAUUGGAGACUUGUGUUGGUGUGUUUUUGUCUGGGAAGCCAAAGGAAGGGUCAGUUGAAGUGGUGCGGAAAUUGUUGGGUAAUGUAGUGAAGGAGCCGGAGAAUACCAAGUUUAGGAGACUUCAGAUGAGUGAUCCAAAGAUCAGGAAGGCAGUUGGCAACGUUCCUGGAGCAGUUGAGUUACUGAAGUUUCUUGGGUUUGAAUUGAAGGAAGAAAGCGGGGAAAUGUGGGCAGUAAUGGAGGUUCCUGAUGAGGAGAGGAUUGGUUUGAUUGGUAAGGUAGUGGAGUUGUUGUUGGUUCCAAAAAAGGUUGAAGUGCCUCGCAAAUUUGAGAAGUUGAAGGAGGAGGAAGCUAAGGAUGAGACCGUGGAACACAUUGAGCCGAUCAAGGUUGAUAGACAGGGAACACCGCAGGUUAAUGAUUUAGGAAGGAUGUUUACUUGAGUGUUUGUUGUCUGAUUUUAUAUGAGGUUUUAAACAUGGUAGCACAAUAAUCGUAUGACAAAUUGAAAUUUUCAGCAGGUUUUUGUAUCCCACAUUUUUGUCUUUUGAAGCUUGCUAAGUCAAAUUUUACAAAAAAAAAAAUUCCUAAACAGCUGAUUAAACCAAAUAGAAUAUAUGUUUUACAGUUCAAUUACAAAGAUAAGAAACAAUGUUGUACAGUUCAAUGUUUUACAGUUCAAUUUUUGUCUUACAUGUUACAUGUGUUUGUUGAUUGUUCUACCAUUUAAGAGAAGCCACACAGUGUGUGAUGAGUGGCAGAUUAACAUAUUGUAAAAUAAAUGGCUAUUUACCAUUUAAGAGAAGUCACACAUAGUAUGAAUUAGAAAUCCUUCUUUGUCUUGAGGGAAAAUUUCUAUCAAAGUUUGACUAUUUAAAAGUAAAUGUCUGAUCACUACUCUCCUAAAUCAUUUUUAGACAUGUAAGAGGGCAGUGAUCAAAUAUAUAAUAGAACAAUCUAACUUUAAUUGGAUUUGGCCCACAAGAUAAAGAAAGAUUUGUAAUUUAACUGGAUUAGGCACACAAUAAGUUGGCUUUAAUCGAUUUUCAAAAUUUUAGAGUAGAUUAAAAUUUCUGUAUGUGUUUCAAAUUUUGCCACGAGACAGUUCUUUAAAAGUUUGAAAGUAGAUUAAAGUCAAUUUAAUGUGUGCCUUAUUUGGUUCCUUCUCUUCUAUUUGAACUAGAAAUAUUCUUAUAUCUUUUGAAUCAAAUCCAAUCAAAAUUCAAUUGUUCAAGUAAAUGUCCAACUAUUGCCCUCCUGCAUCAUUCUAGACUUCAAAAUAAGUUUUUAUGCACUUGUCUAGGAAUGAUGUAGAAUUGCUGUUUGUAGUCUAAGAUCAAAUAUAAGGGUAAUGGUCAAACAUUUACUUAAACAAUCGAACAUGGGAUUGGCUGCUCACAAGAUGAAGGAAGAUUGCUUUUUCAAGUAGAAAAGGAGUGAACCAAAUUAGAUACAAAUUAAAAUAUGCUUUAAAGAUUUGAAAGUUUGUCCACCUGCCUUGUCUAAAAGAUACUUGAAUAUAGUGGAGUAUAUUUAUCUUAUUUUUUCCAAACCCACUUUCCCCUUCAAUUACCAUUUGUGAAAACAAGUUUGGACAAGGGGACAGCAUAAUUUACUCCAUUGACAUUUUUAACCCAAAGAACUCAUAUUUCAUGGUUUAUCCAUGCAUGGAAAUUGAAGACAAAUUCUGAUGAUUUUCAGGAAAACUAAAUAAGAAAAUGCAACGUGCUAUUAUUGGAUAUCUUAAUCAUACAUUUGGUUUGAAGUUAUAUACAUCAGGAAAUCUAAGGCUUAGACUAGGAACUGAAUACGACUAGGAGUACCAAAUUCAAAGUUGUUUUGAAGAGAUCAUUUGGAAGGAUUUCCAUAGAGGUUGGCUUGAGGGAUUGUGAUGCCUAGAAUCUGAACAGAAUUUGCAGUAUCAUUGCCCCUGAAAUAUCUCUUUACAUUUCCAAUUAAAUGAAUGUGUCAAUUUUGAGGAUUUUCCACCACCAUUGACCUUAAAUAUAUGUAUACUCUCUUGCUAAGACAAAGAGAUGACGUCUUCCUGACACUGAAGUUUAAUGCUAAUAUUUGAACAGAACUGGGCAUAUCAUUAUUCCUAUAACCAACAGAUUCUUCAAUUGAAUGAAAUUCCAAUUUAGAGAAUUUUCUUGAGUAUUCGUGCUCGAUGUUUAAGUAAUGCCUGAGAUCUUGUCUUGUAAAAAAAUCCAUAAAACGAGACAAGAGGAUUUGCUGGAGAGCUACCUACCACUAAUGUUUUUGAUAUGAUUAUGUGGGGUGAAUUGCUCAGUUUGUAACAUCAAAGUCAAUUAUUUGAUUUUUGGUUGAAUUUAUCAAAUUGCUUUCCCAGUGCAUUUUUGGACCAUCAUUUUCGCCGAAAUUGGCUAUAAAUUUCAUUGGCUCAAGCAUUGUCUAGAAGAGUUUCCAAAACUUCAUCAAACUAUAUUAUAAUCUAUCUUAUUUUUUAGCAGACUCUUUAAACCACUCAUUGCCUGCUCUUUGAUCUCCGAGAUUAGUCUUGAAUAUAAUGUGCAUGGCCGUGAUAUUAUCUGCGAUAUGUGCUUUGUGAUGCACAUGUAAAUCUAACAGUGUUCCCUAUAUUAUUGCUCUGUGAGUGUAGUAGGUUUUUUUUAUAUUUAAUAAAAUCCCCUUUAAAUUAUUUGUGUUUUCUUUUAAAUUAUCUGUCAACAUGUCCUGUAACGAUGUAUCGUGAAAGUAUAUGAAAUAAUCAUUUAUAUGGUUAUUU